AUGUAUCCGCAAAAAAUUGGUAUUCGAGCCCAGUUUAAGAAGGGUAACAGGACAUAUCUAGCGGUGGGCUUCUUUGCCACGCUCACUAAACUUUUGCUUGUAGGCCUCGUCACAGAACUUUCACCAACAACAGCUGAUGCCUCUACAGGCUCGACGACCACUCUAUAUUCAACUUCUGAAACACCGUCCUCGACUGGAUCGUCAUCAACCGCAACUCCUACUUCACUUCCAUCUACCACGGGAGCGUCAACCGAACUUUCCACAACUGAAGGUCCGACCUCAAGCUCACCAGGAACUGGCGAUAAAUGUUUUGCUAAUUCCUGCUACGAGUUUGUUGAAACGGGCAAAAGCUGGGCCGAGAACCAAGACAGCUGUAAAGCCAAAGGAGGCGAUCUAGUUUCCAUGGAAACAGAAGAUGAAUGGCAGUUCGUCAAUAGUGAGAUUCAACGAAUCACCGUUCCUGGAGACGAUGAAUGGCACAUAGGUUUGAAGAAACAGGGAACCUGGCAAUGGGUUAGUGGAAAGCCACUGACCAUUGAGAAAUGGCAAAGGUACGAGCCGUCUGGUGAUGGAAAUGUCGGUGGCAUGUCCAAAAAUUACCCACCAAGAACUCAAGGACUUUUUAAGGAUCUUAAUGGCCUACCUCCCAGACCUUUCAUUUGUGAACUGCCCACAGACAGGAACACAAGACCAUAA
Molecule: messenger RNA, 696 nt
Organism: Orbicella faveolata
Lineage: Eukaryota; Metazoa; Cnidaria; Anthozoa; Scleractinia; Merulinidae
Product: C-type lectin domain family 4 member E-like
Source: RefSeq, a predicted model, not a curated record